AUGGGGCUAUCCAAAACGAACAGGAUCUUGAUCUUGCUGGUCAUCGAUACAGCAUUUUUCUUACUUGAAUUAAUCACUGGUUAUGCCGUCCACUCCCUUGCGCUCGUCGCCGAUUCCUUCCACAUGUUGAAUGAUGUCUUGUCCCUGUGUGUCGGAUUAUGGGCCGUGAAGGUGGCGAACCGCGAGACCAGCUCCAACACUUACACCUAUGGCUGGCAACGAGCGGAGACACUUGGUGCCUUGGUAAAUGGUGUAUUCCUAGUCGCCCUGUGCAUGUCGAUCUUCUUGGAGGCGACUCAGCGAUUGUUUGAACCCCAGGAAGUGCAGAACCCCCGAUUCGUCUGCAUUGUUGGCUGCUUCGGCCUAGCUUCCAAUAUCAUUGGAUUGGCGCUAUUCCAUGACCACUCCCACGGACCCGGCGGCGGCCACGACCACGGCCACAGUCACGAUCACGAUCACGACGACCAUGAUCAUGACAUCGAGGCUGGAGGUGACCAUGAUCACGAUCAUGACCACACACCGGUCACUGAUCAGAGUGAGAGCAUGGCGGGCGCUACUGCUGGCUUUGGCAAACCCGCAAGCUUGCCUCAAACCUCCAUCACCCACUCUACCACAGAGCCAUCCCGAAAACGGAACGACACCCAAGCCCGCCCAAGGAUAUACAGUACUUCGGCCCGUGGAUUUGUGAGCCCCGACGAUAUUCCCGUGCUUCCAGAGAGACUGAGACAAGGGAUCAUUGCGGCCAGCCAAUACCGAAAUGAACAAUCAUCGGAUUCAGAGAAUGGCCAUGACGAGGAUGAGAUUCCGUCUGAGCGCUCAGGUCUUCUGAGCCACCGCGAUCGCACUACCAACUACACUGACGAGGAAGGAGCUCCGAUCCACGUCCACAAGCCCCGCGAUGAAGAUGUCCACAAAUCUCAUAAUCAUGCUCAGCCUAAGCCGAAGGACCAAAAGAAGGGCCACAGUCACGACCUCAACAUGCGUGGUGUCUUCCUUCAUGUUAUGGGAGACGCCCUUGGAAAUAUUGGUGUGAUCGUUUCCGCGCUUGUUAUCUGGCUGACUGACUAUAAAUGGCGCUUUUACGUCGACCCAGGCAUUUCCCUCGUUAUCACACUGAUCAUUCUUGCAUCCGCUAUUCCAUUGUGCAAAGCCGCCUCUCGUAUCCUUCUUCAAGCCGUGCCCGCCGGUAUGAGCAUUGAUCACAUCAAGGAGGAUAUUGAGGGUCUUCCUGGUGUCAUUGGCUCACACCAUCUGCACGUUUGGCAGCUCAGCGAUACCAAGAUUGUUGCUUCAAUCCAUCUUCAAGUGGACACCGAAAUCAAGGGUGAAGGCUCGGAGAGGUAUAUGCGUCUGGCCAGACAGGUGAGGCGCUGUCUCCAUGCCUACGGUAUUCACUCUUCGACUAUCCAACCUGAGUUUGCGCCGGAAAGUGAUACCGAAGAAAAUGGACAACCAUCAUCCUCUCGGGACACCGAUGACCAUGUUCCUAGCCGAGCUGCCAGUGUUCGGGAGGGUGACCCUCAAGCAUGCCUUCUGGAGUGUGACGAGAACUGCGCCCGCGGAGGCCAGUGUUGCCCUAAGAAGUGA
This is a messenger RNA of Penicillium vulpinum, 1587 nucleotides long. Its product is annotated as cation diffusion facilitator family transporter. The transcript is spliced from 4 exons. Bases 1 to 1587 code for a protein of 528 amino acids. The record is from RefSeq and is a predicted model, not a curated record. Gene Ontology annotation, molecular function: zinc ion transmembrane transporter activity. Gene Ontology annotation, cellular component: membrane. Lineage: Eukaryota; Fungi; Ascomycota; Eurotiomycetes; Eurotiales; Aspergillaceae. Gene Ontology annotation, biological process: zinc ion transmembrane transport; intracellular zinc ion homeostasis.